AUGGAGGGAGAGAGGAAGUACAUUACGUGUGAGGAGCUGAAGGAGCACAACAAGCCAGGGAACUUGUGGAUCUCUAUCCAGGGUAAGGUUUACAAUGUCUCUGAUUGGGCCAAGGAGCACCCUGGUGGGGAUACAAUUCUCUUCAAUUUGGCUGGCCAAGAUGUCACUGAUGCAUUCAUAGCAUACCAUCCUGGCACUGCAUGGCAGUACCUGGACAAAUUAUUCACUGGAUUUUAUCUAAAAGAUUUCAAGGUCUCUGAGGUGUCCAAGGACUAUAGGAGGAUGGCCUCUGAGUUUUCCAGACUGGGUUUGUUUGAAAAGAAAGGGCAUGGUGCUAUGUACUCUAUUCUGAUCAUUACAACCCUGCUUCACCUUGUUGUGUAUGGUGUGUUGAAAUCUGAGAGUAUUUUGGUCCAUUUGGUUUGUGGUAUGAUGUUGGGAGCGCUCUGGAUUGAGGGUGCUUAUAUUGGUCAUGAUGCUGGCCAUUACCAGAUCAUGUCAAGCAGAAAGUGCAACGACAUUGCUCAGAUUCUGGCUGGGAAUUGCCUUACUGGGAUCAGCAUUGCUUGGUGGAAAUGGACUCACAAUGCUCACCACAUUGCCUGCAACAGCCUUGAUUAUGAUCCUGAUCUCCAGCACAUUCCAGUCUUUGCAGUGUCCACAAAAUUCUUUAAUUCAAUCACAUCAAUCUUUUAUGGUAGGGAGUUGAAGUUUGAUCCUGUGGCUAGAUUUUUAAUCAGCUACCAGCAUUUUACAUAUUACCCAGUCAUGGUGGUUGGAAGGGUUAACUUGUUCAUACAAACAUUCUUGUUAUUGUUCUCAAGGGGUAAUGUCCCAAACAGAGCUUUGAACAUAAUGGGGAUCCUUGUUUUCUGGACUUGGUUUCCUCUUCUUGUUUCAUGCCUGCCCACUUGGAGUGAGAGGGUGAUGUUUGUGGUGGCCAGCUUUACAGUGACAGCACUUCAGCACAUCCAAUUCACCUUGAACCAUUUCUCAGGAGAUACAUAUCUUGGACCACCCACAUCAAAUGAUUGGUUUGAGAAGCAAGCAGCGGGGACUUUGGAUAUUUCUUGCUCAACUUGGAUGGAUUGGUUCUUUGGUGGCCUGCAAUUUCAGCUUGAGCACCAUUUGUUUCCCAGGUUGCCUCGUUGCCAGCUGAGGACGAUUUCUCCUACUGUUAAAGAACUAUGCAAGAAGCACAAUUUGCCUUACAGGAGCUUGUCCUUCUGGGAGGCCAAUAUGUCCACCAUUAGGACUCUAAGGACUGCUGCCCUGCAGGCCAGGGACCUGUCCAAUCCUGUCCCAAAGAACUUAGUCUGGGAAGCUCUGAAUACCCAUGGCUGA
Molecule: messenger RNA, 1344 nt
Organism: Prunus armeniaca (apricot)
Lineage: Eukaryota; Viridiplantae; Streptophyta; Magnoliopsida; Rosales; Rosaceae
Source: the annotation of a GenBank genome assembly